Messenger RNA from Corylus avellana, 672 nucleotides. The record is from RefSeq and is a predicted model, not a curated record. Lineage: Eukaryota; Viridiplantae; Streptophyta; Magnoliopsida; Fagales; Betulaceae.
AUGCAACUCCAAGAACUUAACAGUUGCUUUAAUGAAGCAAAUUCUGAAUUAUUACUCUGUGUUGCGUGCUUGAGUCCAGAUGACAUGUUUGCGUCUUUUAACAAGGAGAAAUUACUUCGUCUUGCUCAAUUCUAUCCGAAUAAUUUUUCAGCAGUUCAACUUAUCACUUUAGACAACCUACUUGAAACAUAUAUCGUUGACAUGCAUUCUAGUGAUGAAUUUGCAACACUCAAAGGGAUUGGACAACUCGCUGAGAAAUUGGUAGAGAUGAAAAAGGAUGUCGUAUAUCACUUGGUUUAUUCAUUGGUGACAUUGUCAUUGAUUCUGCCAGUUGCGAUAGCAUCUGUUGAGAGAGCAUUUUCAGCAAUGAAUAUUGUUAAAAAUCGUCUACGCAACCGAAUUGGAGAUCAAUGGAUGAAUGAUUGUUUGGUUACGUACAUUGAGAAAGAUAUAUUUAAGACUAUCAGUAAUGAAGAAAUCAUGAAGCGAUUCCAAGCUUUGCCUGUGUGCCACUCAGUGUGGGUGUUGAUUUUGGGGUUUCUUUCAAACUCCCCCUUGUUUUAUUUUGUGUUUACUGCUGAUCUCCUUCGCUCGCUUUGCCACCCACCGUCUGCUGUUGGGUUUUUCCUUGAACCCUCCAACGAAGAGCCUCAACGCCCCCUGCUGCGAUGA